AUGUGGCUGAUAGAGCCAGUCGAAUGCUUCAAUGAUACGUUCACCGUUCGCAACCUGGCCUCUGGGAAUUAUCUCGACCUGACCGAUGGCUCUAAGAGCGACGGAACUUCCAUCUACUGCCGCGCAUCAACCGGAGGCAGUAAUCAAAAGUGGAUCAUAAAGAGAGACUUACACCAAGAGCCCCGGAAAGAGUCCCUAUGGAAGAUGCAAAAUGAAGCUUCAAAGACUUUCGCAGACCUCUACGGGGGUGGGCCUCACCUAACCCCCAUUGUAGGAUGGCAAGGUAGCUGGACCGAGGCAGAGUCAAUCGGAAGAACUCGCCAAUGGAGAUUCGAAUGCAUCAGCCAGACGAACGACCAAAUUCGCACCAUCCUCAAAGCAAGCCCGCAUGUCCAGCAAAGUUUCGCUAGUGAUAAGUUGUACCUCAUAUCGUCUUCGCAGAGGCUUUAUGCAAUAUGGGGGGAAACUGGCCUUGGGAGCACGCAGUCGAGGGAGGAAAUCUUUGAUUCUGACGAUUUCGCAUUGGGCAAGCCAAUUUUCAAGGCCGAAGUUGCGAAGUGGGGAAACAAAACCUUCAAAGCUGAUGGGUUUGGGAUCCUCUGUGGCAUGAUGUUCGGUAGCAAAACGGACAAUAACGGCAAAGAAAUUUCAACCGCUUAUAACUGGAACCUUGAAGUAAAGGAUCUCUCCAAAGUGGUUUUUUAUCGGCCCAUGGACGGAACGAUUUCCUAUGAUGCCGACGGUUACAAGGCUUACUUUGGCUUAUACUGA
Molecule: messenger RNA, 771 nt
Organism: Pleurotus ostreatus (oyster mushroom)
Lineage: Eukaryota; Fungi; Basidiomycota; Agaricomycetes; Agaricales; Pleurotaceae
Exons: 10
Coding region: 1-771 (256 amino acids)
Source: RefSeq, a predicted model, not a curated record